AUGGUGUGGGGACUUCAGGACAUGCUGAGGACCAACUUGGGGCCUAAAGGGACUAUGGAGAUGCUUAGUUCUGGAGCUGGAGACAGCAAGCUUACUAAAGAUGGCAAUGCACUGCUUCAUGAAAUGCAAAUUCAAUACUCCACAGCCUCAUUAAUAGCAAAAGUAGCAAAAGCCCAGGAUGAUAUAACUGGUGAUGGUACUACUCCCAACGUCCUUAUCAUUGGAGAGCUGCUGAAGGCAGAUCUCUACAUUUCUAAGGGUCUUCAUCCCAGAAUAAUUAGUGCAGGUUUUGAAGCUCCAAACCAAAAGGCCCUGCAGUUUUUGGAACAAGUCGAAGUAAGCAGAGAGAUGGACAGGAAAACACUUAUAGAUGUGGUCAGAAUAUCUCUAUGCACUAAAGUUCAUGCUGAACUUACAGAUGUCCUACCAGAGGCUGUAGUAGAUUCCACUUUGGCCAUUAGAAAAAAAGAUGAACCUACUAACCUGUUCAUGGUUGAAAUCAUGGAGAUGAAACAUAAAUCUGAAACUGAUACAAGCUUAAUCAGAAGGCUUGUUUUGGACCACGGGGCCUGGCAUCCUGGUAUGAAAAACAGAGUGGAAAAUGCAUACAUUCUCAUGUGUAAUGUCUCCUUGGAAUAUGAGAAAACAGAAGUGAAUUCUGGCUUUUUCUACAAGAAUGUGGAAGAGAGAGAAAAACUAGUAAAAGCUGAAAGAAAAUUCAUUGAAGAUAGAGUUAAAAAAAUAGUAGAACUGAAAAAGAAGGUCUGUGGUGAUUCAGAUAGAGGAUUUGUUGUUAUUAGUCAAAAGGGAAUUGAUCCUUUUUUCUUGGAUGCUCAUGCAAAAGAAGGCAUAGUAGCUCUGCAUAGAGCUAAAAGAAGAAAUAUGAAGAGACUGACUCUUUUUUGUUUUGGGGUGGCUCUAAAUUCCUUUGAUGACCUAAAUCCUGACUGUCUGGGACAUGCAGGACUGGUUUAUGAGUAUACUUUGGGAGAAGAGAAGUUCACCUUUAUUGAGAAAUGUAGCAAUCCCUACUCUGUCACAUUAUUGAUCAAAGGAGCAAAUAAGCACACUCUCACUCAAAUCAAGGAAGCAAUAAGAGAUAGCUUGAGGGCUGUAAAAAAUGCUAUUGAUGAUGGCUGUGUGGUUACCAGUCCUGGCGCAGUAGAAGUGGCGAUGGCACAAGCGCUGAUUAAACACAAGACCAGUGUAAAGGGCUGGGUCCAGCUCGGGAUACAGGCAUUUGCUGACACAUUGCUCAUUAUUCCCAAGGUCCUUGCUCAGAACUCUGGCUUUGACCUCCAGGAAACAUUAGUUAAAAUUCAAGCAGAACAUUCAGAGUCAGGUCAACUUGUGGGUGUGGACCUGAACACAGGUGAGCUGAUGGUAGCAGCAGAAGAAGGUAUAUGGGAUAACUAUUAUGUGAAGAAACAGCUGCUUCACUCCUGCACUGUGAUUGCCACAAACAUCUUCCUGCAGACAAGAUCAUGUGGGUCAGAAUGUCCUCUCUGA
Messenger RNA from Heterocephalus glaber (naked mole-rat), 1509 nucleotides. RefSeq names its product T-complex protein 1 subunit zeta. The record is from RefSeq and is a predicted model, not a curated record. Gene Ontology annotation, biological process: protein folding. NCBI's taxonomy places the organism in Eukaryota, Metazoa, Chordata, Mammalia, Rodentia, Bathyergidae. Gene Ontology annotation, molecular function: ATP hydrolysis activity; ATP binding; ATP-dependent protein folding chaperone.